Centropristis striata (black sea bass) is the source of this 1868-nucleotide messenger RNA. It is a transcript of the gene epn3b, whose product is annotated as epsin 3b. The coding region runs from base 72 to 1868 and encodes 598 amino acids. Gene Ontology annotation, molecular function: phospholipid binding; clathrin binding. Gene Ontology annotation, biological process: endocytosis. The record is from RefSeq and is a predicted model, not a curated record. Gene Ontology annotation, cellular component: endosome; clathrin vesicle coat; plasma membrane. NCBI's taxonomy places the organism in Eukaryota, Metazoa, Chordata, Actinopteri, Perciformes, Serranidae. The transcript is spliced from 11 exons.
UCCUCUCACCUCCUCUUUUCACCUGUUGAGGGUUUUUUUCUACACUGUGGAUCCCUCCAUCACCUGUCACCAUGACAACCUCCGCCCUGCGCCGGCAGGUGAAGAAUAUUGUGCACAACUAUUCAGAAGCAGAGAUCAAGGUGCGUGAGGCCACGUCCAACGACCCCUGGGGUCCGUCCUCCUCGCUCAUGUCAGAGAUCGCUGACUUGACCUUCAACGUGGUGGCGUUUGCUGAAGUGAUGGGCAUGGUGUGGAAACGCCUCAACGACAGCGGCAAGAACUGGAGACACGUCUACAAGGCGCUGACUCUGCUGGAUUACCUGCUGAAGACGGGAUCAGAGCGAGUGGCCCAGCAGUGCCGAGAGAACGCCUUCACUGUUCAGACGCUGCGUGACUUCCAGUACGUGGACCGUGACGGCAGGGAUCAGGGCGCCAACGUGAGGGAGAAAGCCCGCCAGCUGGUGUGUCUCCUCCGGGACGAGGAGCGCCUCCGCCAGGAGAGGAGUCAAGCCCUGAAGACCAAGGAGCGCAUGGCCGGGGGAGGCAGCGGAGGAGGAGGAGGAGGUGGGGGAGGAGGGGGAGGCGUGUACGGAGGGAUCCCCCCCUCCUACCACCCCGGCAGGAGGACCAGCCAGCCCAGCAUGGCCGUGCUGUACGGGGAGGAGUUCAGCCGCUCCAGAGGAUCCCCGUCCUCCUUCAACUCCUCGUCCUCGUCUCCUCGCGCUGCCUCCGACCUGGAGCAGGCUCGCCCUCAGACCAGCGGGGAGGAGGAGCUGCAGCUGCAGCUGGCUCUGGCCAUGAGCAGGGAGGAGAGCCAGAAGGAGCAGUGCUGUCGCCAAGGAGAUGAGUCUCUGCUACAGAAGGCCCUGGAUGAGAGCAGGAGAGAGAGUCAGUCAGGGACGCAGGAGUCGGCCAUGUUGGACCUGGUGGAUAUUUUUGGCCCCUCGUCUGAGGCCCCCCCUCAUCCUGCUGACCCCUGGAACUCCGCCCAGCCCUCGGCUGACGUGACCUCUGACCCCUGGGACUCUGUAGCCGUCCACUCCAGCACUCCUGUGAUUGGCAGCCCUUGGAAGGCCCCGCCCCCUUCCUCCGAGGCGUCCAAUCCCUGGGCUCCGUGUGGCAGCUCGGGCCCCUGGGAGACAGCGCCCGCCUCUUCCAGUCCUGUCAAUCACGCCUGGGACAGCCCAACAGACCCAGGUGGUGAUGGGACGGAUCCGUUCGCUGCACAGGAAGAGGAGGAGCCUAAACAGGAAGUCCCUCAGGUGUCCUCCCCUCAACCUGCUAGCCCCACAGAUGCUGAGCUGUUUGGGGUGAAGUCAGACUCUGACCCGUUUGCUGCCUCAGACCCGUUUGGGUCGGACCCCCCGGUGAGACCGCAGGUCAACGGCCGGGAGUCGUCCAGCCCGGAGAUGUUCGACCUGUCCCGGCUCGCCCCCCCGCUCAGCGCCCCGCCCACCCGGGUGUGUCGGACCCCGGAGGCCUUCCUGGGCCCUACGGGGGCCUCGCUGGUCAACCUAGACGCCCUGAUCCCCUCCAACCCCCCCAACAAGCUGCACAACAACCCCUUCCUCUCAGGUGUCAGCGCUCCGUCCCCCACCAACCCCUUCCACCUGGACCAGCCUCGCCUCACCCUCAACCAGAUGCGCCCGUCCUCUACCUCCCCCCUGCCCCCCCACAUGCUGUCCUACAGCCCCUCCCUGCCCCUCCCCCUGCCCCACCAGCCCCCCAUGCUGCCCUCCUCCCUCACACAGCCUCCCUCUGGACUCCUGGACCUCCCCUCCAACCUCCCUCAGCCCCUGCUGCCCCUUUCCCCUCGCCCGGCCCAGCGCAGCCAGUCUCAGACACACAGCCACAACCCCUUCCUCUGA